This is a messenger RNA of Lotus japonicus, 741 nucleotides long. Its product is annotated as glycine-rich RNA-binding protein-like. Lineage: Eukaryota; Viridiplantae; Streptophyta; Magnoliopsida; Fabales; Fabaceae. The record is from RefSeq and is a predicted model, not a curated record. The transcript is spliced from 2 exons. The coding region runs from base 87 to 581 and encodes 164 amino acids. Gene Ontology annotation, molecular function: RNA binding.
CACUCGGUGUAUCAAAUCACUCAGCUUCGUGCUACCACUUUUCACUCUCUCUUUUUCCCCAAUUUCUAGGGUUUUCAGAUUCCGCCAUGGCCGAUGUUGAGUACCGUUGCUUCGUCGGUGGUCUUGCCUGGACCACCGAUAGCCAUACCCUUGAGCAAGCUUUCUCCUCCUACGGCGAAAUCAUUGAUUCUAAGGUUGUCAACGAUCGUGAGACUGGAAGGUCAAGGGGAUUUGGAUUCGUGACCUUCACUUCUGAGGAGGCUAUGAGGAGCGCGAUCGAGGGGAUGAACGGCAAUGAGCUUGACGGCCGUAACAUCACUGUGAAUGAAGCCCAGGCUCGCGGCGGAGGCGGCGGCGGUGGCGGUCGUGGAGGAGGUGGAUAUGGAGGCGGCGGCGGUCGUCGUGAAGGUGGAUAUGGCGGUGGCGGUGGAUCUCGCGGCUAUGGAGGCGGUGGCGGUGGAUAUGGAGGAGGAGGCGGCGGUGGUUAUGGUGGUCGUCGUGAAGGUGGAUAUGGUGGUGAUGGUGGUGGCUCCCGCUAUGGCAGCGGCGGUGGUGGCGGCGGUGGAAACUGGAGGAGCUAGAUUGUUUGUUUACCCUAGGGUUUAUGAAUUAUGAUUAUGUCAGUUGAUUAGUUUGAUUUUGAGUAUCGUUUAUGGUUCCUUGUUAUUGUGGUGCUUAAUUCGAAUGUGGUUGUUUAUAAACCAUAUAUUGAAAAGAUAAUCAGAUCUUAGUUUUGUCAAA